AGUGGGCGGAGUCAAACGUUACCGUACAAUAAUAGGAAGCAGCAGAAGUAAAGUCUUUUCAUAAAUGGAAUACCGAGACAAAGACACAAACGGAGCAGGGGACGAGUAUCACAAUGAAAGGAUCUUGGACCUCCACGGACACGACAAAUCCCAGUCUCAGCUCAGAGUCAGACCUCCUGGAGACAGAAAGUGAGGAUCUCCAGCACAAAGUUGACUUCUUCAGGAAACUUGGCUACUCAACAGCAGAGGUAAAGACUGCUUUGAGGAAGCUGGGCCUGAGCGCCGACACAAACUCCUUGCUGGGUGAGCUGAUUAGAAGUAGAACCAGCCCUUUGCCGAGCCUUUCUGACUCUGAUGAGAAGAGCUCAACCCAAAGGGACCUUUCGCUGCCUCAAAGUCGGGAUGUUGGGAACUCCACGCCUCCUGAGCUUCAAGAGACACGGAGCUUUGAUUCUGAGCUGAGGCCGAUUGUUAUUGAUGGCAGCAAUGUUGCCAUGAGUCAUGGCAACAAGGAAGUGUUCUCGUGCCGGGGCAUCCAGCUGGCGGUAGACUUCUUCCUGGACAGAGGUCAUGAUACCAUCACUGUGUUUGUUCCUUCUUGGCGCAAAGAGCACUCCAGAGGAGACCAAAUCAAAGAUCGGCACAUUCUACUGGAGCUUGAAAGACGUAAAAUAUUGGCCUUCACUCCUUCACGGCAAGUCAAGGGCAAGCGAGUGGUUUGUUACGAUGACCGCUUCAUCGUCAAGUUGGCGCACGACGUGGAUGGCGUGAUUGUGUCCAACGACACAUACCGGGAUCUGCAAGGGGAAAAACCGGAGUGGAAGAAUUGCAUCGAGGAGCGACUCCUCAUGUUCUCAUUUGUGAAUGACAAGUUUAUGCCCCCAGAUGACCCCCUGGGUCGACAUGGCCCUAACCUCGACAACUUUCUUAGAAAAACACCUCUGCAUGUGGAGCCGAAGAAACCCCUUUGCCCAUAUGACAAAAAGUGCACUUACGGCAUCAAAUGUAAGUAUUACCACCCUGAACGAGCAAACCAGUCCUAUCUGUCGUUGGCCGAUGAGCUGAGAGAGAAAGCCCAGAUUUCUUUGGUGAAAGAAGACAGAAAGGCUAAAUCAUCAGUCAGGCAGCCUCAGUCUGAACUUCGGCCUGCCCAUAACGCCUGUCUUCAUCCUCGAGAUCGACAAAGUUCCCCACUUACAGGUCAUUUUAUCGAAAACUUGCCAGACCAAGAGGACUGUAGACAAAGCCCAAACCAUACGAUGUCAGGUCAAGUUCAGUCAGAAUAUUCUGGGAUGCACCUCGGUCAAAAUCCUUUCUACACUAUGCCUCUUGAGUACCAGGAUUCUGGCUUUAGCUCUUUUGACAGCCAGUACUCUGAUGUGUCCCUCACUAACAACCACAGAGUCAGGCCACAGCACCAGAGUGCUAUCGCCAAAGCUCAGGUUGCCUCCGUGCAUUCAGAAGAAAACACCAAUCGGUCCUACAGGAACAGUACUCAUCGUCGGCAACAACAUCAUAAAAACAUUGACCUCAACAGUCAAUCGUAUUUUCCUCCAAUGUUCCCACCCUAUGUGCCCCAUCAACACAGCUUACCCAGCCAGUUCCCUAAUAAUGGACACUCCCAUCUUCAGCAGAAUUACUGGUCUGAUCCCCUUCAAGGGAUCCCUCGGGCCAGGACAUCUUGUACCCUCCCGCAAGUGGUCCAUACUUCCCAUUCCCACAGCCCCUGCUGCUCCUACAAUGAUCAACAGUACCUAGCCUGGCCCCCACCCCAUCCUGCUGAUUUUGUUUCAAAAAGUUCAGAACUACGCAAAAAACUGCUAGCCAUCUUCACACCAGUGGAAGCAGACACGAUCAUGGAGAUGUACCCAAAUAUACUGGAUGCUGAAAAACUGGCUGCAGAGAUAUUAACGCUGAAAGCUAAGGGAUUCUUUGGUUAGUCAACUUGAUGUUUUAGUUUGAGCUCUGGAAAUGUUUUAAGGUUUUAUAGUCAGGGUGAUCGCUAUUUAUGAACUAUUAAGGCAACCAGUGCCGAGUUAUUUGUAUGACAUUUAAGUCAGAUUUAACCUUGUCGUCCAUAUUUUGGAUGAAAAGUGCUUCUAGAUCCAACAAGGCGAGUUUCUAGAGGUAUGAUCGUUGAUGCAUAUUGUAUCUGAUUCCUUUCACAUUUUAUUUUAGUUUUUCAAAUAGAGAAUUUUUAAAAAAUAUUUUAAACUCUGAUCAGUUUCUCUACUCAUUCAGUGUUAUCUUUCAUCUAACCACAGCCCUAAUUUGGUUUGGAAACUGAUAAAACACUUCAGGAGGCUAAAGGAAUUCACCUUGUGUGUCAUUAUUCUUUUUCUGUUAAUGUGCAUAAUUUUCAUGAAAUUCUUGUAAAUAAAACUACAAAUUAUGAGUGUUCCUUUAAGUAAAAUGUAUGAUUGAAAAUAAUAAAACAUGGAAGUAAGUUCUCAUUAACAUG
Nothobranchius furzeri (turquoise killifish) is the source of this 2461-nucleotide messenger RNA. RefSeq names its product ribonuclease ZC3H12A (gene zc3h12aa). The record is from RefSeq and is a predicted model, not a curated record. NCBI's taxonomy places the organism in Eukaryota, Metazoa, Chordata, Actinopteri, Cyprinodontiformes, Nothobranchiidae. Gene Ontology annotation, cellular component: cytoplasmic ribonucleoprotein granule; nucleus. Gene Ontology annotation, molecular function: mRNA binding; RNA endonuclease activity; metal ion binding. Gene Ontology annotation, biological process: 3'-UTR-mediated mRNA destabilization.